Molecule: messenger RNA, 1368 nt
Organism: Purpureocillium takamizusanense
Lineage: Eukaryota; Fungi; Ascomycota; Sordariomycetes; Hypocreales; Ophiocordycipitaceae
Exons: 1
Coding region: 58-1368 (436 amino acids)
Source: RefSeq, a predicted model, not a curated record
GCGCACCCUCCACACCGAAAACACCUCCUCCGCCCCCCUGCAACCACGAGCGAGUUGAUGGCGGCGCCGCCGCCCGCGGUCCGACGACAAGGCAUGCACCCCAUCGACGACAUCGCCAACGAUGUGACCGUCAUCAUCACCACCUCGCCCACGCCCUCGGCGCCGGGCACCGACCUCAUCGCCGCCGUCGCGCGGUCCUUUGGCGCGCACUGCCCCUCCCUGCUCGCCUGCCCCGUCGUCGUCGUGCUGGACACGUUCGACUCGGUGGGGGACUGCGCGCGGCUGAAAAAGGGCGUCGUGACGGCCGAGGGGGCGGCGCAGUACGACGCCUACAAGCGCAACGUGAAGCGCUUCGUGCUCGGCGAGUAUCGUCGGCGGCCGCAUCCACCGCGUCACCGAGACGCACGAGCGGCCGACGAGGACGCAUGGGAGCAGGGGUGUCCGGACGCCGUGCUGGUCGAGUCCCGCGACGAGGCAGAGUACGGCUUCGAGGGCCGCAGGGACCCCGUCGCGCUGCACAUCUCCCGGACCGCAGACGGGCGCAUCACCUUUGUCGAGCCAACGCGGCGACUCGGUUUCGGGCUGGCGGUGCGCUCGGCGCUGCGUCUCGCCACCACGCCGUACGUGUGGGUGCAGCAGCACGACUGGCCCCUCGCGGCCGACAUUCCGCUGCGGUCCAUCCUGCGCGUCAUGGACGCCUCUGCCUGUGGCUCGAGCUCGACCUCCUCCUCCUCCUCCUCCUCCUCCUUCUCCUCCUCCUCCUCCUCCGCCGCCGCUGCCGACCACGACGACGACGACGACAACUAUGACAGCUCAGCUGAUGGUAGCUCGGCCGGCAAUGACGACUCAGCAGCCGACGACCUUUGUUACCCCCGCCCUCCCGUGAAAUACGUCUGCCUCCCCUCCACGCGCAUGCGCUCCUAUGCCACCUCCAACCACGUCGUCAAGUUCCCCGCCCUGCGCGCCCUGACCGCCGCCCUGAAAGGCGACUUCGUCGUCGACGGCGCCGCAGCCGAGGAUGCUGACCACCACCGCCACCGCGACGACGACGACGACGGUGGUCGCUCCACGGUCCCCCUGACGCCCCUCUUCUUCUGGCACGACAAGCCGCACGUCGCCUCGAGGGCGCACUACCUGGAGCGCGUCUUCGGCACGCGCCUCGCCGUCCAGCGCGGGGCCUUCAUCGAGGACCUCGUCGGCCAGCGGGCGAGGGACCAGAUGAAGCGCGGCACCUGGGCGCGCUGGGCCUGCUGGCUGUACUACCCGGACGAGGGGACCAGGCUGUGCGUGAGGCACCUCCAGGGGCGGACGUGGAAGGGCGUGACGGCGGCGGCGGCGGCUACGAGAAGAGCGGCAGUAGACGCAUAG